Molecule: messenger RNA, 987 nt
Organism: Paramecium octaurelia
Lineage: Eukaryota; Ciliophora; Oligohymenophorea; Peniculida; Parameciidae
Source: the annotation of a GenBank genome assembly
CUGCAAACCAGGUAAAAUUCACUUUUGGAUAAUAUGAAAGCUUAGUAAAACCAGCUAGAAUAAAGUCUCUAAAAACCUAAGAAAUCUUUUAAGAUUUAUGAAGAUUUAUUGUUGGAAAUUAGAUCUGAGUUUUUCUCCUAUUUAAUAAAGAGGUUUACAUCUGAUUUCUAAUUUCUGAACAUUGAGCAUUUUUAAUUGGAUAAAAUUUUGGAAUUAUAUUGGGAGAUAGGACUUAGUAAAAAUAAUUAAAAAGAAUUAAUGAAAAUCUUAUAGAAGAAAUUAAUGCUGAAAAGUAUUCUUGAUUAAGGAUAAUUUAAUCUGAAAUUAUUUACCUCAGAUUAUGUAUUUAUAAGUGAAUGUAUAACUACAUAAAUUACAAAUGAAAUCAAAAAUAAUAAUUAGAGCUUUAAAAUCUCUGCUAACUUCUAUGUAAUAAAAUUUUUUAGAUUGGAUGAGUUUGGAGAGUUUCAAAGAAUUGGUUUAUCAAUUAAUGCUUAAAGUUGCCACUCUUUAAUUCCAUAGCUUGAGGAGUAACUUUAAAAAGUAAUCAAAAAAUGGAAACAAAUUAAAAUAAUUAUUUUUUCAGUGAGCAAGUUCAACAAAGAAUGCAUAAAAGCAAUUUCCAACUAAAUAUUUAAUUUAUAUUCCAAUUUCGAACUAAAAUUUUAUUUUUUCGAAGAAAGUAAGAAGGAUCAGAGCCAAUAAGAUGGAUAACAAUAAACUUUGAUUUCAGAAUAACAAUUGAUUCUUUUAGAAAACGACUUUUUUUAACACCGAUAUGAACUCCAUAACUAAGAUUAUUUUUAGCCUUUUAAGUAAUUGAGUGAGAAUUUGGAUCAAGAGUUGAUGCGCUUUGAAUGUAAAGUAAAUUUAAAAAUAAUUACUUAUAGAUCCAUAAUGAAAAAAUUAGAAAUUUAUGAAAUUAUAAUCAUAUAUUAUACCAGUAUUUAAGAUUUUUUUAAUUGCCUUUUAGUAUUUAUUACACCC